Molecule: messenger RNA, 6713 nt
Organism: Nerophis ophidion (straightnose pipefish)
Lineage: Eukaryota; Metazoa; Chordata; Actinopteri; Syngnathiformes; Syngnathidae
Gene: pikfyve
Product: phosphoinositide kinase, FYVE finger containing
Biological process (GO): phosphatidylinositol metabolic process; intracellular signal transduction
Molecular function (GO): ATP binding; 1-phosphatidylinositol-3-phosphate 5-kinase activity; metal ion binding
Source: RefSeq, a predicted model, not a curated record
UAAGUUUGACAGCCAUGAAUAACAGGGCUGUUUAAACUGAGCUGCCUUAUUGGUUUUGUGUGUCAAUUAUGUUAAUGUCGGGCUGAGUUUAAAGCCGUCAAACGACACACACACACAUUUACAUACACACACACACAAGGUUCGUCGCGCAUACGGCCUGUUAAUAUGGUCACAUGACAGGAACGGAGAACCUGAUGCUAGCACUUCUGCUCUUUUUGCCACCAAGAUCCCACAUGACAUGAAAUGAUGCUCGGCCAGUUCUUCAAAGAUAGGAGACUCCGGGAGAUGGCCACUGAGGACAAGUCCCUGCCAUCGGACUGGAGCGUGGAGCCGCCCGUCACCUCGCCUGCCAGCCCCUCCCACCUGACCCACUUCAAGCCGCUCACGCCGGAACUAGAUGAGCCACCACUGCGCUCGGCAUACAGCUCCUUCGUCAACCUGUUCCGCUUCAACAACAAAGAUGAGGGCCGUCCCCCCGUGGCAGCUUCGGACAAGCCGGACGAGCCAAACCCUUCCCCUCAGUCGGAGAGAAGGAGCUGGUCGUCCAGCUCUUCCCCUUCCGUGUACAGCUCCAGGGCGCACAGGAAGCCGCAUCCCGAGCACCUGCGACGCAGUUCCACCGCCUCAGAUAGCAGCAGGAAGUCUGAUACGCCGCUGAGUAACCAUGACCCCCGAACUGCUGUGCAGCUUCGCACGGCACUGAAGCGACUCAAGGAAAUUAUGGAUGGAAAGAGCCAGGACAGCGACCUGAAACAGUAUUGGAUGCCUGACAGCCAGUGCAAGGAGUGCUAUGACUGCAAUGAAAAGUUCACCACAUUCCGCCGGCGCCACCACUGCAGGUUGUGCGGGCAGAUUUUCUGUAGCCGCUGCUGCAAUCAGGAGAUUCCCGGCAAGUUCAUUGGUCACCUAGGAGACCUGCGAGCCUGUACGUACUGUCGUAAAAUAGCGCUGAACUACGCUUACUCCGCGGAGUCGGGCUCCAUCGGCGAGGACCUCAACGUCUUGUCUGACUCCUCCUGCUCUGUGUGUGUGUUGGAAUCCAGUGAGCCACGAACGCCUGUUGGGGGGCGCAAGGCCAGCAGGAACAUCUUCCUGGAGGAAGACCUGACCUGGCAGAGAAUGAUCCAUCAGGAACCUCAAAAAAGUGUCCUGCCUUCCAGACUGACAACGCUGCAAGAAGACGUGUGUAAAUCCCCCACUAGGAAGAGAUCCGCCAGCGUCACCACCCUGUCUCUAGACCGCUCUGGUACCUCCAUGCUGCCUUCCUACGACACCUCAGUCAGCCCACCCACUACGCGGGCAUUGACGGGCGCCAAGAGUGCCACCAAGCUUGACCACAGCGAGGAGGAGAGAAAGAACCUCCUGGACUCCUCCCAGCUGAAGGACCUGUGGAAAAAGAUCUGCCACAACAACACAGGAAUGGAGUUCCAGGACCACAGAUACUGGCUUAGGACCUACCCCAACUGCAUUGUGGGGAAGGAGCUGGUCAACUGGCUGCUGAGAAACGGCACCAUCUCCAACCGGGCCCAGGCGAUUGCCAUCGGCCAGGCGCUGGUGGACGGUCGCUGGCUGGACUGUGUCACCCACAACGACCAGCUUUUUAGGGACGAAUACGCCCUCUACCGCCCCCUGCAGAGCACAGAGUUCUCAGAGACGCCGUCUCCUGAUAGCGACAGCGUCAACUCUGUGGAGGGACAUUCCGAGCCAUCCUGGUUCAAGGACAUCAAGUUUGACGACAGCGAUACGGAGCGGCUGGCGGAUGAGUCGGACUACAACAUACCUAGUUCUGCCAGUGCCAGCAAGAGGACAUCUGUCAGCAGCUCUCAGUCAGUGGUGGACAGCGACUCUGCGGCCUCCAUCAACCUCAACAUGGAGCACAGCAACGUCAACUUCCACAUUAAGAAGCAGUCCAAAUAUCCGCACGUGCCUUCGUCCGCCGAGCAGAAAGCUGAAUUUCUGAUGUCUGAAGACGGAGGACAAAACAUUGUGAUCAGCGAUGCUUUCAUCAAAGAGUCUCUGUUCAACCGGCGUGUGGAGGAGAAGGCUAAAGAGAUGCUGUUCACGCCGCUGAGUUGGCACCACAGCUCUCUGGACCAGCUCAGAGAAGAGAACGGAGAGAAAAAGGCCAUGGAGAGGCUGCUCUCGGCCAAUCACAGCCACAUGAUGGCGCUCCUGCAGCAGCUACUCUACAGCGAGUCCCUGUCCCUGUCCUGGCGGGACGUCAUCGUCCUUGUUGUCCACCAGGUGGUCCAGAAGGUGCGGCCUGAUGUGCGGAACUGUGACGACGACAUGGACAUCAGACAGCUGGUUCACAUUAAAAAGAUUCCUGGAGGGAGGAAGUUUGACUCCAACGUGGUGAAUGGUUUUAUAUGCACCAAGAACGUUGCUCACAAGAAGAUGAAUUCAUACAUCAAGAACCCUAAAAUCCUGCUGCUGAAAUGCUCCAUUGAAUAUCUGUACAGGGAGGAGACCAAGUUCACCUGCAUCGACCCAAUUGUGCUGCAGGAGCGAGAGUUUUUGAAGAACUACGUGCAGCGCAUAGUGGACGUCCGGCCGAACCUGGUUCUCGUGGAGAAGACGGUGUCUCGUAUCGCUCAGGACAUGCUGUUGGAGCACGGCAUCACCUUGGUGAUCAACGUCAAACCGCAAGUCUUAGACCGAGUCAGUCGAAUGACCCAAGGUGACCUGGUGUUGUCCAUGGACCAGCUCCUCACUAAACCUCGUCUGGGCACAUGUCACAAGUUCUAUAUGCAGCCUUUCACCCUGGCCAACAACGAUGUCAAAACGCUGAUGUUCUUCGAGGGCUGCGCCACCCACCUGGGCUGCUCCAUCAAGCUGCGCGGUGCCUCCGAAUACGAGCUGGCCCGGGUGAAGGAGAUCAUCAUGAUGAUGGUGUGUGUGGCCUACCACUCCCAGCUGGAGAUCUCCUUCCUCAUGGACGAGUUUGCCAUGCCGCCUUGCCUGGCCCAGAGCGCCUCCUUUCCCUGCCUGCUGGAGGGCGCGUCCGCCGAGGUGGAGGCGUACGACGAGAAUCAGGACACAAUUGUAGAAUGUGCUGAUGGUUCCACAACACCCAGCCAGCCCGAUGAGGACACAUUUACUCCUGGGACGGAACACAGCGAGGACCGUCCACGAUCAUCAGCAUCCUCUGUCCACAACGAUGAAGCUGGACUCAAAGAGACAAGGACCUCCUCGCCCUUUUCCAGCCUUUCUGCUCCUCCUCUGUCGGUAUCCCCUCCGUUCAUCAUGGAAGACGAGCAAGAGAUUAUGCCCAAUAUAUUCUGCGGGGAAACAGAGGAGGAAAGGCUGGAAAGCACGGAAGAUAAGGGAUCAGAAACGCCCCGUUUUUUCAGGGACCCCCUACAGGAUGACACGGGCCUGUUUGUCGCUGAGCAGGUGGCGUCGACUGACGACCGCCUCAAGUCCAUGUCGGCUGUUUUUAAGCAGGAGCUGAAGGACAUAAUUUUGUGUAUCUCGCCCUUCAUCACAUUCCGAGAACCGUUCCUGCUCACGUCUGCCGGAAUGCACUGCCCCAGCAGAGACUACUUCCCAGAACAGGUCUACCUGUCCCCCCUCCUCAGCAAGGACUUCAAAGAACUGGACGGGCGCAGAAAGAGGCAGCUCCUCAAGGACUCUGCGUCGUCUUCGCUGGUCGGCAGCGGUCAGACAAACGGCGCGACUCCGUCCAAGCCAGUCGACAUCUUGCCGUGCCACAGCCUCACCAGCACCCGUAUCGUGGAGCAGCUGAGCAGCAGCCAGGACCUGGCCAAGAUGCUGGCAGAGUACAGGGCCAAGGGAGGUCGCAUUCGGCAGAGGCAGGCGGGUGACCCCUUCAACGUGGUGCUCAACGGCCAGAGCAAGGCAGAGGAGACGGGGCCAGUCAAGGCGUCUAUGAAGGGCGAAGGUGAAGAAGACAAACCGAGCAAGCAGAGUGAAAUGAGCAUGGCGCCUAAGAUGGACUGUCUGACACCUGUCAAUCAUCAGCGGCUAUGCGUGCUCUUCAGCAGUUCUUCGGCUGAGUCCAGCAACGCUCCAAACCCCUGCGUCAGCCCGUGGAUCGUCACCAUGGAGUUCUACGGCAAGAAUGACCUCUCGCUUGGCGUCUUCUUGGAGAGAUACUGUUUCAGGCCGUCCUACCAGUGUCCAAGCAUGUUCUGUGAGACUCCCAUGGUGCACCACAUCCGCCGCUUCGUGCACGGCAAUGGUUGUGUGCAGAUAGUGCUGAAGGAGCUGGACUCGCCGGUUCCCGGUUAUCAGCACACCAUCCUCAACUACUCCUGGUGCCGCAUCUGCAAACAGGUGACCCCAGUGGUGCCCCUGUCCAACGACUCUUGGUCCAUGUCAUUCGCAAAGUACCUGGAACUGCACUUCUACGGCCACCAGUACACCAGGCGGGCCAACGCCGAACCUUGCGGACACUCCAUCCACAAAGACUACCACCAGUACUUUUCCUACAACCAGAUGGUGGCCUCCUUCAGCUACACAUCUGUGAGGCUGCUGGAGAUUUGUCUUCCUCGUCCCAAGAUCUUCAUCAGGAACCAAGGGCCCUCCAAAGCCAACCUGCAGCAGGACCUAAAGGACUUCUCGCAGAACGUAUCGCAGGUCUACCUGGCUAUCGACGACCGCCUCACCUCCCUGAAGACGGACACCUUCAGUAAGACCCGGGAGGAGAAGAUGGAGGACAUCUUCGCUCAGAAAGAUAUGGAGGAGGUGGAGCUGCGCAGCUGGAUCGAGAAGCUCCAGGCACGACUCCAAGCAUGCGGUCUGGAUUCCCCCCAGCAGCUCCAGGCUGUGCUGGAGUCCUUGGUGGUGAAGAAGCAGAGUCUGUGCGAGGUGCUGCAGUCGUGGAACAGCAGGCUACAAGACCUGUUCCAGCAGGAGAAAGGCCGCAAGCGUCUGUCCGUCCCCCCUAGCCCAGGCCGCCACCGGCAGACUGCCUCUGAUGACACCAAGAGCACGCUGGACUCCUCCCCCCGUAACCCCUCACCUGUGGUGCAAAACGGGGACAAAGAGGACCGUCACCUCAGCACUUUACCUUCCACGUCCUCCACCACCGUGCUGUUGUCGCCACCCGCAGACCCCGGAGUCGAAACCGUUACCCCCGCUCCCUCCUUCACGGAGCCUGACUCUGUCAGCAUCCCAGAAGACGUGUUCGACGGACACUUGCUGGGCUCCACUGACAGUCAGGUGAAGGAGAAAUCCACUAUGAAGGCCAUCCUGGCCAACUUCCUGCCCGGCAACAGCUACAACCCCAUUCCCUUCCCGUUUGACCCGGACAAGCACUACCUGAUGCACGAACACGAGCGAGUUCCCAUCGCCGUGUGCGAGAAAGAACCGAGCUCCAUCAUUGCCUUCGCCCUCAGCUGCAAGGAGUACAAAACGACGCUGGAUGAUUUGUCCACGGCGUCCAAAGCGGGAGGAGACGAGACGUCGCAGGCCAGCAGCGGAGAGAGCCGAGCGAAGGGAAGUCCCGCUAGGCUCGGCGAGCCAGCCCAGCAGAGUCGCGCCGGCUCGGACGGCGAGCCGCCAAAGGAUGCGGACAUGGCGGACAGACAGAAGAAGCAGUCGCAGAACCCGCACAUCGAGUUACAGUUCUCGGACGCCAACGCCAAGUUCUACUGUCGGGUUUAUUAUGCCGAGGAGUUCCACAAGAUGCGGGAGGACAUCUUGGAGAGCGCAGAAGAAGAUUUCAUUCGCUCGCUUUCUCACUGUGUCAACUGGCAAGCACGAGGUGGAAAGUCUGGGGCCGUUUUCUACGCUACUGAAGAUGAUCGUUUCAUCCUGAAGCAGAUGCCCAGACUGGAGGUUCAGUCCUUCCUGGACUUUGCGCCUCACUACUUUACCUACAUGACAGGAGCAGUGCAGCAGAAAAGGCCGACGGCGCUGGCCAAGAUCCUGGGUGUUUACCGCAUCGGCUACAAGAACUCCCAGAACAACGCUGAGAAGAAACUGGACCUGCUGGUGAUGGAAAACCUCUUUUACGGACGCAAGAUGGCUCAGGUGUUUGACCUCAAGGGUUCGCUGCGGAACCGCAACGUCAAGACGGACUCGGGCAAGGAGAGCUGCGAGGUGGUCCUGCUGGACGAGAACCUCCUUAAGCUGAUCUACGACAACCCGCUCUAUAUCCGCUCGCACUGCAAGUCGGUGCUGCGGGCCGCCAUCCACAGCGACGCCUACUUCCUGUCCAGCCACCUCAUCAUCGACUACUCGCUGCUGGUGGGCCGCGACGACGCCACUGAUCAGCUAGUGGUCGGCAUCAUCGAUUACAUCAGGACGUUCACCUGGGACAAGAGGCUGGAGAUGGUGGUCAAAUCCACAGGGAUUCUGGGAGGUCAAGGUAAGAUGCCCACGGUGGUUUCCCCCGAGCUGUACCGCGCUCGCUUCUGCGAGGCCAUGGACAAGUACUUCCUCAUGGUGCCGGACCACUGGACCGGACUGGGCAUCAACUGCUGAGCGGACACGGCCCAAGACUCUGAGCACGCCAGAGAAAGAUGCGACGUGCACGCUGGUAUUUUUUAAUUCAUUAUUAUGAAACAUUCCAUAAUGAAGAGAAGCGAUAGUCCAACUUUUAAAGUCGUUUUUUAAAUCCCUGGAGUCCAGUGGAAACCCUUCCUGUUGUUUUAUCGGUGCCGCAUUGAUGAUUGUUACAUAGUGUAAUUUAAAAUUUUGAAUAUGUACAGAUGAUGGAACUAUUAAAAGAAUAUUAACCCUGA